CGUUUUUGCCAAAUGACAGCUGGACUUCCAGAAAAUAAAAGUUGGCCAGUUUUUGUCAUCCAGUUCGUUGUCGGAUUAUUCAAGGAGAUUGUGAAAAUAUAAACAGUUUUGUAGAAGACAAUAAAAAAACCUCUUUAUGUGCAAUAAAGUUGAUAAUCACAGACGCUGAGAGUUCCGUAUCGCUUUAUAGUGCCGGCGUCACCAUGUCGGACGAGAGUCAUCCAAAAACAUUGUAUGUGGGCAAUCUGGACGUGUCAGUGUCAGAAGACCUGUUGUGUACUUUAUUUUCACAAAUAGGCCCAGUAAAAGGCUGCAAAAUUAUUAGAGAACCCGGAAAUGAUCCAUAUGCUUUUGUCGAAUUCACUAAUCAUCAGUCAGCGUCAACAGCGUUGGCGGCGAUGAAUAAAAGAUUGUUUUUGGAUAAGGAAAUGAAAGUAAAUUGGGCCACGAGCCCCGGCAAUCAACCUAAACAAGAUACUUCUAACCACCACCACAUCUUUGUAGGCGAUUUAUCACCAGAAAUAGAGACUGAAACGUUAAGAGAGGCCUUUGCUCCAUUCGGAGAAAUUUCAAAUUGCAGGAUUGUAAGGGAUCCCCAGACACUGAAGUCGAAAGGAUACGCUUUCGUAUCGUUUGUAAAAAAAGCAGAAGCUGAGAACGCGAUUCAGGCAAUGAAUGGACAAUGGCUAGGUUCUCGUUCUAUCCGUACAAAUUGGUCAACGAGGAAGCCUCCACCGCCGCGAACGGAGAAACAAACGCAAAGAGCAAAGCAACCGACCUUCGACGAAGUAUAUAACCAGAGUUCCCCAACUAACACAACAGUUUACUGUGGAGGCUUCACAAAUGGCCUAUCCGACGAAUUAGUACACAAAACUUUCGCUCCGUUCGGUUCGAUACAAGACAUACGUGUUUUUAAAGAUAAAGGUUAUGCAUUCAUUAAAUUCACUACAAAGGAAAGUGCAACUCACGCUAUCGAGAGCAUCCACAACACAGAAAUAAACGGUCAGAACGUAAAAUGCUUCUGGGGGAAGGAGAACGGCGGUCUAGGACCAGAUCCAAGUGCCAUGCCUCCCGGCGCCGCGGUACCCCAGAACGCGGCACCGCCUUAUUCUUACUACGGGGGUUACUGGUACCCACAGACGUACAGCGGAGGAGGGUACAUGCAGAACUACCCUUACCAGCAAUACCAACAAUACCCCGGAAACCAGCAGUACUGUGUGAUGCCCCAACAAGGACAGUGGUCGGGUCAGCCAGGUCAACAACCCAAUGUGCCGGUGAUGUACACCUCUGUACAGAAAUACCCUUCGCAGUGAACUUCCCCAUAGACAGGUCUCUAGUUAUACGCCGUGCUGCAACUUAAUUGUGCUACAUCCAAAAUUGCAGCAUCUUGUAGCAUAAUUAUAUUAAGGGACAUUUAUCAAAUAAAAUUACAUAUUAUGUGUAGUUUUUAGCUACCAUCCUUACACUUUAGCAGUUUAAGACUUUGCCGUCAUCGUUCGAUUCAAUAAUUCUGCAGUUUGUACUCAAUGAUUCAAGCGUUACUUGAAAGUUUGAAUGAGUUACUUUGACGUAAGUCCAAAAAAAUAAUUACGUGAUCACUUUAGUUAUCGGACUUGCAUUUUUGUAAUGGAAUAAUAUCCGUGAAAGUCUAUACUUUAGGCGUAAAGUGUGGAUGGUACUUGAACAUUUAUAAAGCGUGAUAUAUUACAAUUAUUGUUUUUUUUUUCUUUUGUCAAAACUGGUAAAGAACGAAUGUUGAUAUAAAUGUAUGCAAGUUUGUAUGCUGUGUCCGAGACUGGCUGACACUGGGUUUUAUCAAGGACUCUGGUAAAAAUCGUGACAGUCAAGGAAGUUACUGUAGGUAUGAUAUUUAAAAUUUAGGGUAGUAGAUCACUGUAAUUAUUAAGUAAUAUCACGGCUAUCAAUUGUACACAGAAGACAAGUUAAUGAAGAAGGUCUCAGUCAAAUAAGACAGAUUUUAUAACAAAAAAAAAUGUAUAUGCUAGUUGUUAAUAAAAAUUUCAGGUCUGGGA
Messenger RNA from Anoplophora glabripennis (Asian longhorned beetle), 2033 nucleotides. It is a transcript of the gene Rox8, whose product is annotated as nucleolysin TIAR. The coding region runs from base 204 to 1313 and encodes 369 amino acids. Gene Ontology annotation, molecular function: RNA binding. The record is from RefSeq and is a predicted model, not a curated record. The transcript has a single exon. NCBI's taxonomy places the organism in Eukaryota, Metazoa, Arthropoda, Insecta, Coleoptera, Cerambycidae.